Messenger RNA from Notolabrus celidotus (New Zealand spotty), 1637 nucleotides. RefSeq names its product sulfotransferase family 1, cytosolic sulfotransferase 6 (gene sult1st6). Gene Ontology annotation, molecular function: sulfotransferase activity. The transcript is spliced from 7 exons. The record is from RefSeq and is a predicted model, not a curated record. Gene Ontology annotation, cellular component: cytoplasm. NCBI's taxonomy places the organism in Eukaryota, Metazoa, Chordata, Actinopteri, Labriformes, Labridae. Gene Ontology annotation, biological process: sulfation. Bases 488 to 1417 code for a protein of 309 amino acids.
CAGAAGUGGACUUCAUACGUAACUAUUGACAUUACAUAAGGGCACUUUAGUGUGGAUCUCCCUGUGCAACUUCCACAGAUCACAGACAGACAAGAACUUGGAGCAAGCUCUCAGACAGCCAGGUUACAAAGAUAGAAAAAGGGCAAAACACAUUUCAGGGCAACUGGAGCACUCAGGCUUCAGGAGGAUUUCAGGAGAUUCUUCUUCUUGGGUUUCAGAAGUUUGAGAGGAUUCAGGCUGAAAAGAGAGACAACACAAAAUACUUCCUGGACAGAUAAAGACACAAGAAAUUUAUGAUGACAGACUGACCAGGGUGUGUACACAGUGACUGUUGGCUUGAGCUUUAACCCACAGGGAUUUAAAAAAGCAAACAAGCUGUGAAUGCUUGACAAAGCGUCAGGAGCCAGCUGGGAGAGGAACAAAACUACAGGAGGAAACACUCCAGCUCAGUCAGAUCUUGACUUCUGGAGCUUGAUAUCUGAAAGUCAUGUCGCAGGAGAAAGACAUAACCUACAGCGAGGCCAUUGAGAAGGCCACAGCCUCCAUCACCCGCUUUCCUCUCAUCCCUGUCAGAGGAAUUCCUCUCAUGAACUACAUCGCGCAGAACUGGGACUCCAUUUGGGCUUUCCGACCGGACCCCUCAGACCUCCUCAUCGCCACUUAUCCCAAAGCAGGCACAACAUGGACUCAGGAGAUAGUCGACCUGCUUUUUCACAAUGGAGAUGCUGAAGCGUGCAGACGAGCACCCACACCUGUCCGCAGCCCUUUCCUGGAGAUCUGCUCCCCACCACCCAUCCCUUCAGGUCUUGAUCUUCUCAGACAGAUGGACCCCCCAAGAGUUAUCAAAACACAUCUUCCCAUUCAGUUGGUGCCUCCUGGGUUUUGGGAAAACAAGUGCAAGACUAUCUAUGUGGCACGCAACGCCAAGGACAACAUGGUGAGCUACUUCUACUUUGACUUAAUGAACCAGACCCAGCCUGAACCCGGGCCCUGGGAGGGAUACAUCCAGAAGUUCAUGAGAGGAGAAUUGUCCUGGGGCUCCUGGUAUGACCAUGUGAAAGAUUACUGGGUGGAGAGAGAGAAAAAGAACAUCCUUUAUCUGUUCUAUGAAGACAUGAAAGAGAACCCUCGGCGGGAGGUGGAGCGCAUCAUGAGGUACCUGGACCUGUCGCUCUCUGAUGAUGUCAUCAGUCGAAUUGUGGAGCUCACGUCGUUUAAGAACAUGAAGGAGAACCCGAUGGCCAACUACUCCUGUGUCCCCAAACCUGUUUUUGACGAGUCCAUCUCUCCGUUCAUGAGAAAAGGUGAAGUUGGUGAUUGGACAAAUCAUUUCACACCCGAGCAGUCAAAGAUGUUUGAUGAAGAUUAUGAGAAGCAGAUGAAAGGAGCAAACAUACCAUUCAGGACCCAGAUCUAACAGAUCUUCAGGGAAUCUAUCAGCUAAUGCAGCUCUGCAAAAGAAGGACCAAAGAGCUGAUGCUUUGCAGCAAAGAAAAUAUUACACUAGCUUAGAGCCGAAUGACAAAUGAAUGAGUGAAAUGUAAUAAGGAAUUUAAAAAAUAUAUUUUUAUCACUGCACUUUGGAGUGAUGCAAAGGAACAUCAACCAAAUCAAUAAAAAUGUGUUCCACAAUGUGA